This is a messenger RNA of Penicillium daleae, 924 nucleotides long. RefSeq names its product 1-(5-phosphoribosyl)-5- ((5-phosphoribosylamino)methylideneamino)imidazole-4-carboxamide isomerase HIS6. Lineage: Eukaryota; Fungi; Ascomycota; Eurotiomycetes; Eurotiales; Aspergillaceae. Gene Ontology annotation, molecular function: 1-(5-phosphoribosyl)-5-[(5-phosphoribosylamino)methylideneamino]imidazole-4-carboxamide isomerase activity. Gene Ontology annotation, biological process: L-histidine biosynthetic process; L-tryptophan biosynthetic process. The transcript has 2 exons. Gene Ontology annotation, cellular component: cytoplasm. The record is from RefSeq and is a predicted model, not a curated record. The coding region runs from base 1 to 924 and encodes 307 amino acids.
AUGACCCAAUUCCGGCCCUGCAUUGACCUCCACUCGGGGCAGGUCAAGCAGAUUGUGGGCGGCACUCUCAGCAAUGUCGCCGAAGACCUGAAGACUAACUACGUCUCAAAGCUCCCCGCCAGUCACUAUGCGGAGCUGUACCGGAAGCGCAACUUGCGCGGCGGGCACGUGGUGAAGCUUGGACCAGGAAAUGAAGAGGCAGCAUUAGAGGCGAUUCAGGCUUGGCCUAAUGGGUUGCAAGUGGCUGGAGGAAUCACGGAUAAGAACGCGCAAUACUGGAUUGAUCAUGGUGCCGAGAAGGUGAGUGCUCUGGCCCAAGCUUUGGGCUCUUCCAUUUGGCUCUGUCGUCGGACAGAAAUUCGAGGACUCUUUGUUAGGAGGGCCGAAUUAUGUUUCGGCAUUGUUUUCAUUAUCUUGAUCAAUGACGCUAAUCAAUGGAAUGUGAAACAACAGGUGAUCAUCACUUCAUUCCUAUUCCCCUCGGGCAAGUUCUCGCUUGAGCGUCUUGAGUUGGUACUUGCAGCUCUUGGUGGCGAUAAGUCGAAGCUGGUCUUGGAUUUGAGCUGCCGGAGAAAGGACAAUACCUGGUUCGUGGCAAUGGACCGAUGGCAGACCAUCACAGAGAUGGAAAUCAACCAAGAAUCCAUCGCCCUUCUGGAGCCCUACUGUUCCGAAUUCUUGAUUCAUGCUGCUGAUGUGGAGGGUCUGCAGCAAGGCGUCGACGAGGAAUUGGUAUCCAAACUGGCUGAAUGGUGUACCAUCCCCAUCACCUACGCUGGUGGUGCCCGAAGCCUGCAGGAUCUGGAGAAAGUUCAUGUCAGCAGCAAGGGAAAGGUGGACUUAACUAUUGGAAGUGCUUUGGAUAUUUUUGGCGGCUCCGGAGUGACAUUUGAUGAGUGUGUCGAGUGGAACAAGAGUCAUUGA